Molecule: messenger RNA, 4269 nt
Organism: Anopheles arabiensis
Lineage: Eukaryota; Metazoa; Arthropoda; Insecta; Diptera; Culicidae
Product: M-phase inducer phosphatase-like
Biological process (GO): G2/M transition of mitotic cell cycle; positive regulation of G2/MI transition of meiotic cell cycle; protein dephosphorylation
Cellular component (GO): nucleus; cytoplasm
Molecular function (GO): protein tyrosine phosphatase activity
Source: RefSeq, a predicted model, not a curated record
UCCCGGCUCGCCGAAACAGGCUGUCAUUCGUGUUCAGAGCCUCCAAGCGGACAGAAGCUCUCCUCGGCUCGAAGAACGGAAAACAGUAGAGUAGAAGUUAGAAUCUUAGGGCACAGAAGAACAAAAAAAAAGUAAAGACACAAGUUAGAUAGUUGAGCUGUGUUCCAGUAUAUCACGUGCAAUGAUCAAACGAUCUUCCACCGGUGUCACAGCUUAAGAUCAUGCGAUAACAUCUCGCCACUACAAUAUCGUUCUCCCGCACUACUUGUGGAAGGAUUACUAUUCGAUCAUUCAAAUGAUCCUCGGUUGAUCUCUUCGCAAGCGGAAAGACUUACCCAGCCAAACCAUGCAGCAUCGGUAGCAUCGGCUUUAAAGCAAGAAAACAGUUCCUCUUGUGCGUGUAGUUUCUCUGUUGUGUGCUCUCUGUGUGUUUUGCUGGUUCGCAUUUGUGUGUGUGUUUGUGCCUAUUUUUCGUGCGUGUUCUUUGGUGUGUUUAGUGUGUUGUGUAACUCCGAUCCUUUUGGAGAUGAUAUUGGACGGAUUGUCGAAAGAAAGUUAAAAAUAGCAACAACAAAAAAUGACUCCUAGCACCAGCAGCUAGUGAUCGUUCGGGAAAAAUAAAUUAAGAAACAAGUGAAGUUCACUUUGGUGCUUGUUGAUACCUAACUCCGCGUGCAAUUCGUGCACAUUCGUCUUCUUGAUCAGUCAGCUCGUGCGUGAAUGUGUGUCUGUGUUUGUGUUUGCGUGUGUUCCUAGUUUUGGUACACACACUCUCUGGAAACAAGAAACAUUACCGUCUCGCAGCACAUCAGCGUCGGAAGGCAUACGCUGCUCUCUAAAGUCAUUAUCAGGAAUAGCUAAACCCGCUCACUCCACGCCUCAACAUGUAUUACGACGACAACGUGGUGUUCGAGAUUGUCGAGCAUACAAGCCGCUUCACGCUCAACUCUGCCGGACGAUCGCCAGCAACCAGACGGACGGAGCAGCGCCAGCGCAGCCUCCAGUUCCGGCAGCACGGUGUGCCCCAGCGCAUGAUCUACGACGAUGGGUGCAAGAUGUUGGGCUCGCCCGGCAAGGAGAACAUGCCGACCGAGGAGCUGUUUUACCAGAGCCACAGCCCGCAGCAGAGCCCCCAGCCGUGCAGCCCGUGCACGCUCUGUCCCGAGGAUGGCGAGCUGCUGCCGUCGGAGAGCAACACGCCCAGCAAGCACAUGGCGAUACCGAUCGUGAGCGGGACGACGGGCCCGAUGGUCGUCGCUGCCGCAGCCGGCAAGCUGACCACCGGCCCGGGCGGGCUCGGCUACCGUCUGCGCCGCCCGCUGGACGAUCACGAUCCCAACUCGAUGGACUCCGGCUACGGUGCGAGCGUGCUGAACGAUGCGCUCAUGAGCUCGCUACACAACAGCAGCAGCGGUUCGGUGACCGCGGCCAAGCAAUCGCACCACUCCCUGUUCCAGUUCAACCAGUCGCAGACGGCGCAGAACAGCAGCCUGUCCCGGCACAACAGCGCGAGCUCGCCCGCGAGCUCGCGGGGCCGACUGCUGCUGCACAGCAGCCUGUCGUCCGGCUCGAUGGAAUCGAUGGACGAUAUGGAGCUGUUCGACAUGGAAGCGAUGGAGGACGACGACAUGGAGGGCAAGGGGCAGCCGGGGCAGCAAUCGCGUACCCAGCAGCCGAGCGGGCUGAGCUCGCUGAUCUGCGGCACGAUCAAGACGACGACGCGCACGGCGACGACGCCCGAGCACCAGAAGCGUCCGUUCGUGCGCCGCUGCCUCAGCCUGACCGAGAACAACAAUGGCACCGUGCUGCAGCAGCAGCAGCAGAUGAAGACGCCGGAGCGCUACUCGCGCCGCAUGAUCGCGAUCGAGGAUCAGGAAAACUGCAACCUAACGCCGUACUCGUCGCGCACGGAAGCGGCGGUGACGCGCUGCUUCAAGCGGCCGGAACCGCCGGGCAUUAACCCGGUGCAGAGCAAGCGCAGCAAGAUGCAGAUGGAUGCGGUUGCGUUCGCACCGCCGGCCGUGACCGCGCUGGACAGUCCGGCCCGCACGACCGUGCUGGCGGCGGUGCCGAAGAAGCCGGUGUACCAGAAGUCGAUCUCGAUGAACGAUGCGCAGAUCAUGAGCGCCCUGUCGCGGUCCUCGUCCGAGCCGGAUCUGAUCGGCGACUUCAGCAAAUCGUACGUGCUGCCGCUGAUGGAGGGCCAGCACCGGGAUCUGAAGUCGAUCUCGGGCGACACGAUGGCGCGGCUGGUACGCGGCGACUACAAUGACAAGAUUGCGAGCUUCAAGAUCAUCGACUGCCGGUACCCGUACGAGUACGAGGGGGGCCACAUCCGGGGCGCGAAGAACCUGUACACCCAGGAGCAGAUCGUCGAGGAGCUGAUCCAGUCCAAGACGGCUCCGCCGAAGGUCACCGACGGCCAGGACGGGACGAUGCGCCGUCACAUCAUCGUGUUCCAUUGCGAGUUCUCGUCCGAGCGUGGUCCAAAAUUAUCACGCUUCCUGCGCAAUCACGAUCGCAUCCUGAAUGCCGACAGCUACCCGGCGCUGCACUAUCCGGAGAUGUACCUGCUGCACGGCGGCUACAAAGAGUUCUUCAAGGCGCAUGCCGAACUCUGCGAUCCGAUCGCGUACCGACCGAUGCUGGAUCCGGACUUCGGCGAAGCGUACCGGCACUUCCGGGCCAAGUCGCGCAGCUGGAAUGGGGACGGCACUGGUACGGUCAAGGCCAGCGCCACCGCCUCCUCCAGCUCGCUCGCCUGUGGACCGAACCGGCUGACCAAGUCGCGGUCUCGAUUGAUGCUGUAACGCCUCUCCCCCCUGGCACGCCGCUUAAUGGUGUGUGCGCUGAAAGCUGGUUGCUACCGAACUGUGUUGAACGUGUUUUUUCCCGUAUCUUUUGGUGCCCCGAUCUUCCUCCAUCACCCUUUCGCCCCUUCCCCUUUUAUCCACGCUCACGUCUCUUGUAUAUACGUUAUGGAAUGUUUUUUUUUUUGUUGUUAUUAUAUUUUUAUACUUACGUUUACCUUAGUUUAAUGUUUUGUUUUUCUUUGCUAACGAAAGCAGAGCCGACAACAAUUACCGUUGCAAGACAGUUUUGUGCAUAUUUGGAAAAGUUUCAUUAAACGAAUGACAUUUUUGAACAAACAUUCAAAAUAAACAAAAAAAAGAAGAAGAAUAGGAAGAAACGUAACAAUUUUUCGUCAAUUAGCUACAAUUAACUUGUUGAAUUCAAACGCGCAGCACCAUACGGCAAUAGCAAUACACAAACCGAGAACUGGUCGUUCUGCUGUUAGCAUACUCAUUACUGACAAGCACAAAAAAGCACAUCUCCCCCGCUCUGAAAUAGUUUACCGUAUAGGAUUUUUUUUGUUUGUCUCAUUAUUGCUUUUUGAUGUGAACGUUUUUCUUUUUUUUUUAAUUUUUCAUAGUUUACGUUCUUUUCUUUUAUUUUUUAGUUGCGUUGUUAUUCCUGAGUUUUUCUUUUUAAUAUCUGUGAUUUAGAAUGACUUAUCUUUUGAAGUAUUCUUUUCAUAACAAAAAAAAAGAACCGCAUCAGCUUGUGCGAUGGGUGUCCCAAAAAAUCUCAUAAAACUUCAAUCGAAGUCGAAGAAGCGUCGUGGUGUAACGAAACUGGGGACUUGGGGCGAACCGUUGACGACAAAUUGCGUCCCAGUGGAGACUAAACGAUAAGAAGUAAUGUUUUCCAAACCAUGUGUAGUAGGGACGGAAAACUGUCGAGAAUUGUUAGCAGCUUCGUGGAAAUGGAGCACUUGAAACUAGGCUCUUUACUCUCAUUUCUUACCUAAACAGCCACACCAGUUCUGUAGCAUUGCAAUAGAUUUUAGAGUUAUCGUUUGUUUUGGUGCGUGCACGGUUAGAGCAGGACGGUCACGAAGGAGCACGGUACUAAAAUGACAAGUGCAAAUUAGGUAAAUAAAUAUAAAAACCAACCUCCCGGGUGCGAUUGUAAGUGAUAACUACUACUACUACUACUAUAUGGAACCGAUACACAGCUCCAAACUGUGCGGAAAGUGUGAGGGUAGGCCUAUUUCCACAAACAAGUGAAAUGCCUGUCCAAGACAGCGGUGCUUGAUGUGGGACUUUGCGUGUUGUUAGGCUAUGCUAUAACAAGGGAGCGAAAAUACCACAAGGAUUAUUAAACCUAACCCCAUGGAAUACACAGUAGCGCAGAGUAGAUUCCUCUCCGACAGAUUAUACAUCUCACAAGCAUCGCUGCAUGAUUGUUGAAAAGAAGAAAAAAAAA